Mesocricetus auratus (golden hamster) is the source of this 2228-nucleotide messenger RNA. It is a transcript of the gene Tmem119, whose product is annotated as transmembrane protein 119. The record is from RefSeq and is a predicted model, not a curated record. Gene Ontology annotation, biological process: positive regulation of bone mineralization; ossification; positive regulation of osteoblast differentiation. The transcript has 2 exons. The coding region runs from base 180 to 1013 and encodes 277 amino acids. Gene Ontology annotation, cellular component: plasma membrane. Lineage: Eukaryota; Metazoa; Chordata; Mammalia; Rodentia; Cricetidae.
GGCGGGGAGGAGGAAGGAGGAGGGCCUGGAGGCCGAGGCGGGCAGGCACCAGCCGGAGCAGCUGGCGGCAGACGGCGGCAGCAGAUUGUCGACUGUUGAACUGUCUAGCGGGCUAGGCUCGUCUAACCUGGCAGUCCCAUCCAGGCCUUCCUCCACAGGGAGCUGGUUCUGUGGUCAGUAUGGCUUCCAGCCUCCUCUUGUCUCUGCUGCUACUUCUGAGGCCCUUGCCUCUGGUGGCCUACUCUGUGUCCCUCCCAUCCACCUUCCUGGAGGAUGUGGGGGGCAGUGGGGAAGCCGAGGGCUCCUCAGCCUCUUCCCCGAGCCUGCCACCACCCCGGACUCCAGCCUUCAGCCCCACUUCAGGGAGACCCGAGCCCACAGCUCUGGAGGGCCCCGCGCCCCCCACCAACCUCCUGGAUGGGAUCAUGGACUUCUUCCGCCAGUAUGUGAUGCUCAUUGCCGUGGUGGGCUCUCUGGCCUUCCUGCUCAUGUUCAUCGUCUGUGCUGCUCUCAUCACCCGCCAGAAACACAAGGCCACAGCCUACUACCCGUCCUCCUUCCCUGAGAAGAAGUAUGUGGACCAGAGUGACCGGGCUGGGGGGCCCCGUGCCUUCAGCGAGGUCCCUGACAGGGCUCCUGACAGCCGGCCGGAAGAGGCUCUGGACUCCUCCCAGCAGCUCCAGGCUGACAUUCUGGCUGCUACCCAGAACCUCCGGUCUCCAGCCAGAGUGGUGCCAGGCAGUGCGGAGGGAACAGAGCCGGUGAAGGAUGGGCCAGAGGAUGAGGUGCUGAGCAGCCAGGAGGAGGCCCAGGAAGCCCCAGUGUGCGGGGUCACUGUGGGGAAGCGGGAGAUCCCAGAGGAGUCAGGUCCAGUAGAGGCUGGAGGGGCUUCUGCAGCCAGUGAGGGCCAAGGGGAACAAGAAGGGUCUUUCUCUGUAGCUGAGGAAUCCCAGGGACCAGCUGCCCCCCCUGAAAGUUCCUGCGCUUGUAGCAAUAUCUCUCCCAAUGUCUAAGAGGCUCAAGAACUGCUGGGCCUGACUGCUGGGUCCUUGAAGGUCACCUCCUUGGUCAAGAAAGGCCUUCAGCUCUGACUGCCUCUUGACACCCCUCCUUGGCCAUUGCCGGCACCAAUCCUGACCCCGGAAUGGGCAGAGCUGGUGGUCUUUGGUGCACCCCAGGAAACAUCACCCCAAGUUCCAGUGCCUUUAAUGCCUCUUGCCUAAAGCACACUUCUCUACAAGAAGGACAGACAUGCCCCAGUUGGAACUGCAACAAGGCAGUCCCCACGAGCAGCCACACAGCAGAAGGGGGACAGGCCAGAGGCCCCCAGUGAGACGGCACUCCCUGCUGCUUCCAUAUCGGCUGGGAAGACAGCCGGGGCUGCUGGAUUUGGAAGGCGUCAAGAGGAUGUGCUGCCGUGGUCCUCAGCUGUCUUCGUGCCCUACUGGGAAAGCAAGGUGCAGCCCGUGUCCAGUUGCACCAGGGACUGCAGAGGGUUCCCUUGGCAUCUCCCCAUCAUCAGAAUGUUGGGGUCACUCUGCCUCUGCUCAGCGGACUUGAUUAGUUAGGAAGCAUCUUGAAGGGGCCCCUACUUUAUCACAGAGUUCCCCAGACGCUCCAUGGAGACACAAACUCAAAGUCACGUGAACCAAGGAGCCGCUGUACCCCUCCCCACGCUGAUGCAACUACUCUAAGGGUCCUUAGGCUGGUCUUCUCUUUCCCCCGCUUUAUAAUUAGGGUGAUGAUAGUUAUGAAGUCCAAUCUCACCAUACACACUCUGGAAAACAUCGUUCUUGAUUUUCUCUAAGGCACCCCACUUCCUGAUUUGGUUCAGUGUUGGAAUGUGAGAUGCAGGCCGUCCAGUUCUCUCAAGUGUCCAGCAGCUCUGACUUGAGAGUGUGCAACUCAUCUUGCUAUGGACGUUGGGAUGAGGGGAUUGAGGGACGUUCUCUGUCGGACUCCGAAGCAGCCUGGAAGCCAAAGGGCAUUUGGGACAACUGCCAUUCUGGAUUCUGACGCCCAGGCUGGAGCAGGGGCCUGGCCCAUCCUUUGCUCACACGGUAGUCUGGCAGCCUGAGUCCACACCAUUCCUCAGUCUUUGACAGUGUGGAGGCUUUGUCCUGUUGGGGGCCUUGCGGGGGCUCCCCAUAUCUCCAUUCAGGGCUCCCUGACUCCACAGCUCUUCAGGUGUGGGGAUAUAACAUAUAAUAAACCUUGAUCUGACUUGA